Molecule: messenger RNA, 591 nt
Organism: Kluyveromyces marxianus DMKU3-1042
Lineage: Eukaryota; Fungi; Ascomycota; Saccharomycetes; Saccharomycetales; Saccharomycetaceae
Gene: TIM22
Product: translocation channel protein TIM22
Exons: 1
Coding region: 1-591 (196 amino acids)
Biological process (GO): protein insertion into mitochondrial inner membrane
Cellular component (GO): TIM22 mitochondrial import inner membrane insertion complex
Molecular function (GO): transmembrane protein transporter activity
Source: RefSeq, a predicted model, not a curated record
AUGGGUUAUCAGGGGUUUGGUUUGGAUCAGAUAUCCCCGCCAGAACAGAAGCCGUUUGACCAGCUUUCACCAGAAGAACAAGGUGAAAGAGGUGCUCAAAUGUUAAUGAACUUCAUGACGUCUUGUCCUGGUAAAUCAGCGAUCAGUGCAGUAACAGGUUUUGCUUUAGGUGGUGUUUUCGGUUUAUUCAUGGCAUCCAUGGCAUAUGACACUCCUCUACACACACCGGUACCAACAGACGCCACAGGAUUACCAAACAAAGUGAAGGAUAUUACAGAUUUACCGUUGAGACAACAGGUGAAAAUACAGUUCGCUGAUAUGGGUAAGAGGGCGUAUUCAAGUGCCAAAAAUUUUGGUUACAUUGGUAUGAUUUAUUCUGGUGUUGAGUGUUGUGUUGAGUCCUUGAGAGCAAAGAAUGACAUUUAUAAUGGGGUAGCUGCAGGUUGUUUGACAGGAGGUGGAUUGGCUUAUAAGAGUGGUCCUCAAGCCGCAGUGGUGGGUUGUGCUGGUUUUGCAGCCUUCUCCACUGCUAUUGACCUAUAUAUGAGAAACGAAAACAAGAAACCUCCAAAGAAUGACUUCAAUGAGUAA